AUGAACAAUCUUGCUCAAGGUGUUGCUUUUCUUGCAUCACUUAACCUCGCUCAUGGUAACCUGCGACCAGAGAAUAUCCCGCUCGAUCGUAAUCGACUAAGAAUAUCUGAUUUUGAUUGUACAGCCGAGUUCGGAACAGAUUUCGAAACUUGCCCUUGUCCGUACGGAAGACUACUUAAUAGUAACGAAGCAGACCAAGGAAUAGCAGGAACUACCGGCUUUCUAGGUUCUCGAACAGAGCAGUUCGCCCUCGGUUCGCUAUACUAUUUGAUCAACUAUGGCUUUGAGGUUUAUGGCAAUCAAUGUCUUGGCGAUGAUCCUUACGAGCAUGGACCCAAGGUCAUGGACUUACUCCAGGACAUGAAAUUCCCGAAGCUCGAUCGUGAUCCGCUGAUUGACGAUAUCAUCGACAAGUGCUGGCACAACCAAUAUCGCACGCUUACGGAAUUGACCACACAUACGGUGGCGUUACUUAAGGAACCAAUCAGCAAAGCACCCAACCACGAAGCAACCUCCAGCCUCGAGGGCCAAUUGUGGACCAACUGCGAGGUAAUCAAUAGUGACGGCAAUUACAGUGUGGAUCAGGACCACUCCUUUGAGCCUUUCUCUUCGAAAAAGGAUUUCUGCCAAGACUUGGAGAAGCGUGGACUCCUUCGCCUACUUAUUUCGGGUAAGCCCAUGGAGCUUGGAUUCAAUAUGGAACAUAGGCACGUGCUAUCAAAUACACUGACGAAUUGA
Molecule: messenger RNA, 738 nt
Organism: Penicillium psychrosexuale
Lineage: Eukaryota; Fungi; Ascomycota; Eurotiomycetes; Eurotiales; Aspergillaceae
Product: serine/threonine protein kinase
Exons: 1
Coding region: 1-738 (245 amino acids)
Biological process (GO): protein phosphorylation
Molecular function (GO): ATP binding; protein kinase activity
Source: RefSeq, a predicted model, not a curated record